GCCUUUUGACUUGCUGGUGGUGUUCAAGUAGAUAUGUAUAUAUAUUUGUGUUGACAUAAUACGGGUGGGAGUAUGACUAACCAUUUCAUUCGCAGACUAGUGUACACUUGAAAAUGUGGCUACAAUUUGGGUUUUUCACAAUUUGGUGUAUUUUACAAAACGCUGCGUCAAUCCAAGCAUCCCAACCCAACAAUGAAAGCAACCAAACGCAAGUACCUCGUCCCUAUUUGCUAACGGAAAAUGGUUCAAAAAUUAUAGGUGGCUCGCCUGUGGGCAUUACAAGUGCACCAUGGCAAGUUUCGGUGCGUCUAAAGAAAAACGAGUUUAACUACGGCUAUGGCCACAUAUGUGGAGGAUCGGUGAUAACAACGCGCGUGAUUAUUUCAGCGGCGCAUUGUACCGUCAACUCCGCUGUGACGCCAAACACAUAUCGUGCCGCCAGCGAGUUUACCUUAGUUAUGGGAUCUGUUUAUCUGUACGAGGUCACUCCAUAUACGCUGCAGUUCAAUGUACUGGAAGUGGUGCCAAAUCCUGAUUACGAUCGCACAACACUCCAAAACGAUGUGGCAUUGUUUUUCAUAGAUGGCUUGAUUCCUAAAAAUUAUGCAACUGUAGCACCAAUUUCGCUUAACCGACUGGCCUUGUCAGCGGGUGUCAAUUGUACGGUGACCGGUUGGGGCAUAACGGAAAGCGGCAUAGUUUGGCCAGAACUAUUGAGUGCUGUCGUCCCGAUUGUCGCUUCGUCCCAGUGCAACACCAGCUAUGAAGGCGCCAUUACUCAGGGUAUGAUUUGUGCUGGCUACCUGGAGACUGGCGGUGUAGACGCCUGUCAGGGAGAUUCUGGUGGUCCAUUGGCAUGCAAUGACACUUUGGCAGGUGUUGUUUCUUGGGGCAAUGGUUGUGCGCUGCGCGGCUACCCCGGUGUCUAUGCGAAUGUCUCCGAGUACUAUGACUGGGUGUUGCUGACGAACUCCACAUUUAAUUACACCUAUUACAGUGGUGCUAUGGGCCGAAGUUGUAGGCUGCAGCAACUAGUGUGGGGAAUUUUCUGUGUGUUGAUUAGUUCGAUAUGGUCAAAAGUGGCAAUAACCUAUCAGAUUUAUUGCUCUGUCAAUCAUAGCUUUUGUGAUUUCUCUGCAAUAAAUCAGCUCAGAAGUAUGGAUUUCCUAAGGUUUUUUCGGUUUAUAUUUUACGCCUGCUUGGGAUUUCAAGUAGCACAAUCUGCAAAGUUUGGCCACUUGAGCAAUCCACUUGAGAACCUGCACAAAAAUGAACCGAAAAUAAUUAAUGGCACUGAGGCGCAAUGGGAAGGGACGAGAUAUCAGGUGUCGGUGCGCUUGACGACGAGUGAUUGGUUUUUUGGUGCCGGGCACAUAUGUGGCGGUACGCUUAUCUCGUCCAGAGCCGUGCUUACGGCCGGACAUUGCAUAUGGAGUGCCAAUCGUUUUCGCAAUGCCAGCGAUUACUCAGUGGUUCUGGGAAAUUUGAAUCGUUAUCAGCGAGACAAUAACUCGUUAGUUUUCGGCGUGACAAAAAUCUCCGUGCACCCCAAUUUCAAUGCAACCACAUACGAAGCUGACGUGGCAGUGUUGCAUUUGGACGCUGCAGUGCCGAUGAAUUUUACAAAGGUCUACCCAAUACCACUAAAUGACGAACGCAAUUUGAAUGCAGGCACCGUUUGCCAGGUAUCCGGCUGGGGCCGCACCGAAAACGGCGGCUACUCUCCUGAGUUGAGGGUGGUUGAUGUGGCCGUUGUGAAUAGGAGCCAAUGCGCCACUAAUUAUGGAGGUUUCAUACGCGAUGUCAUGAUUUGUGCUGGUUACAUGGAAGGUGGACGCGAUGCGUGUGUCGGUGAUUCUGGUGGGCCACUGGUUUGUGUUGGCAAACUGGUGGGCGUAGUGUCGUUUGGCGUAGGCUGUGCAGAACCCGGCUACCCAGGCGUGUACGCUGAUGUGGCCAGCUACGUGAAGUGGAUACAAAACGAAACGAACUCAUUCCAGGAGUUGGGUGGUUUCACUGAAGAUGGUGCUGGUUUUAGUGAUGAUGGCGAUAGCAAUCCUAGUCCCAUUGGUUAUGGUGGAGUUGUUGGCAAUAAUGCGGCCAUUGCGCGUAGUACUUUUAUGUUGGCAUUUUCGUUUUGGUUAUUUCUCAUAGGGGCCUGAAUGCAUGAAUUGAAAUCUUUGUUCGAAAAUUUUAAAUAAAAUAUAAAAGAAAA
This is a messenger RNA of Anastrepha ludens (Mexican fruit fly), 2215 nucleotides long. RefSeq lists its product as uncharacterized. Bases 114 to 2162 code for a protein of 682 amino acids. The transcript has 8 exons. Gene Ontology annotation, biological process: proteolysis. Gene Ontology annotation, molecular function: serine-type endopeptidase activity. The record is from RefSeq and is a predicted model, not a curated record. Lineage: Eukaryota; Metazoa; Arthropoda; Insecta; Diptera; Tephritidae.